[Candida] anglica is the source of this 1963-nucleotide messenger RNA. Lineage: Eukaryota; Fungi; Ascomycota; Pichiomycetes; Serinales; Debaryomycetaceae. The record is from the annotation of a GenBank genome assembly.
AUUAGUUACCCUUUAAAAGUUCUCACUAAGAUUAACUUGUUCAGUGGAUGAGUGAAUAUCAAUCAAUUUCCCAGGAAGAAUCCUCGAUGGCUCUGCAGAGGCCUCGUGAUGAGGAAGAUGUCAUUGAAACGGCUUCAAACUCUGAAAGACAACUGUUGAUUGAACACCAACAUCUUUCUCCAGAUGACCCCUUAGUUUCUCCUAUGAAUUUGUACAAGGUUCGAGCAUUAAGGGUGGUUACAAUUGGUGUUCUCUUGAUAAAUAGUGUCUUAUUUUUCGCAUUUCUUCUAUCUGAUUUCAUUGCAAUUCCAGGUUUGAAUAAUCGGGGGAAAUCAUUUUUAGAACUUAUGUUAAUUACUCUUUGUGGAUUGAGUAAUGUCCUUACACUUUGGUGUUUUAGUAUCCCAUCCUAUUAUGAACGUAUUCUUGGAUAUGUUAGCGCCGGCUUGAUUGCCUUUGAUUUCAUUAUUGUGUUCACCAUUCCAUACAUGCGUGAUCAAUUUGGAUUGAUUGGUAUCUUUACAGUCUUGUGGACCUUUGGUAACUUUAUUUUCAAUUCAAUGGUUGAUUAUUGGGUUGAACAAGGUAAAAUAUAUCAAGAAAUUAAAUAUACAGGUCGUCAAGAAACUAGAAGAACUGUCACUGAAUUAUUUGUCAUUUUUAUCAAGACUAUUGUUAAAUUAGUAGUAGUCAUCCUUGUAUGGAAUAUUAGUUUAACUCUUUGGAUUCUGGCCUUUGAUUCUCAUGAAAAGCCUUGGGGUAAGAUGGUUUCUGUGAAUAAUGAUGAAUUUAAGGUCCAUUUGGCAUGCUUUGGAGAUGUCACCAGCCCAGCAGCUGAUAAUAAUAAAGAUCCAAAGGAACCAAAAGACCCAAAACAACCUAUAAUUCUUAUUGAAGGAGGUCAAUUGACUUCAAGUGAAGAAUUCCAAGAAUGGGUCGAAGAACUUUUCCAUUUGAAUAAAAUUGAUAGAUAUUGUAUUUGGGACCGUCCUGGUUAUGGGUUCUCAGAUAGUGCACCUUCACCAGUAUCUAUUGGAAUUGCCACUGAAUAUUUAAUUGAAGCAUUACGUCAUGAGAAAAUUGAAGGUCCAUUUAGUUUAGUUGGGUUUGACAUUGGUGGAUUGUAUUCUAGAAUGUUUGCUUCUAGAAACCCGGGGAAAAUCCAUUCAAUGCUUUUGGUUGACAGUUGGCAUCAGGAUUUACUUAAAAAGGAUCCCUUCAGUGGCAACAACCGUAAAAAUGAAAACCCUCGAGUGUUUAAGAAUAUUCUUGAAAUCAUGAGUACUAGAACUGGAUUCAAACUUUGGCUUAAGGGUGUUGUGUCACCUUUAGGGGUUGUUACCAACCUUCAUUGGAUCUUCCAUCCACGUAAACAUUCUUCCAAUAGCCGGAUCUUUGGAAAGGACAUGUAUUGGUCGUCCAAAUACAUUAGAGCACGUUUACAAGAACAAAUUACUUCUUCUAUUUUAUCUUACAAUGAGAUAUCUGGAACUGACAUUCAUGACAUUCCUUUGAGUGUCAUUUCAUCAGAUUUUAUGGUGAAGAAUUCCUUGAACUGGGGUAAAUGGCAACGGGAAUUAACUAAACUUAGUGAUAAUUCUAUCGAAUGGGUAGUUGCUGAAAAUAGUGAUCAUUUCAUUUGGAAGAGUCCAAAGGGUAAAACUCAGUUGCAACAAUUAUUGUUACGUCUUGUUAGUGAAAAGAGUAAUUAUUAAGUGGAAGAGAAACAUUACGAUUUUGCACCCAAAAGGAGAUUAAAUAAAUGAAGAUGUAAUAAAUGUAUUAAUUAGUACUAUUAAUUUAAUAGUUAUUGCCAUUCCCAAUGUAGACAAUAGAGAAAGAGAGAGUGUGUACUCAUACAUCAUAGAGUACAGAGAAGAAAAAAAAAACAAACAGAUAUCCAUUCGAUAGUCCAAUUUCUAAUACAAUGGGUUUACCACUUACAUAAUGUCCCGCGUAAAUU